Messenger RNA from Gracilinanus agilis (Agile Gracile Mouse Opossum), 339 nucleotides. Its product is annotated as mitoguardin 1-like. Bases 31 to 285 code for a protein of 84 amino acids. Gene Ontology annotation, biological process: mitochondrial fusion. The transcript has 3 exons. NCBI's taxonomy places the organism in Eukaryota, Metazoa, Chordata, Mammalia, Didelphimorphia, Didelphidae. The record is from RefSeq and is a predicted model, not a curated record.
UGGGCCCAGACGAGACAGCGGAGAGCCUCCAUGGUGGAGCCCCACGGCUUUCUCUACCACCUGUACGAGGUGCUGGACUGCGUCUUUCCGGAGCUCAUGUGGGCGGCCGUCGGGCCGGAGGGCCAGCAGAAGAGCUUCUACCGUCGGCUGAAGGAGCGAGUCUCCUCCUUCUCCAGAGCCCUGCCGAGCCUGGCGGACGCCUGCUACCCCGGGACCGAGCUGCUGGCCCAGCACGUGCUCGAGGCUCUCUGGGAGGGCUCGGAGGCCCUUCUGGGUCCCUGCUGACUGGGGGGGGCCGAGCCCAGCCGAGCAGGGCGGGCCCUGCGCAAACUAAAGAGG